Messenger RNA from Sphenostylis stenocarpa, 327 nucleotides. Lineage: Eukaryota; Viridiplantae; Streptophyta; Magnoliopsida; Fabales; Fabaceae. The record is from the annotation of a GenBank genome assembly.
AUGGGAGUCCACGAUCUCUGGGAGCUUUUCUCCCCCGUCAGUCGCCGCGUCUCCUUCAAAACCCUUGCCGAAAAAACUCUCGCCGUUGAUAAUCCUCAAACCCUAUUCCUUUUAUGCGAGCAUAUGGAUGGUGCAGUUUAUGAAAGCGAUGCACGACGAGAAGGGCGAAAUGGUUCGGAACGCCCAUUUGCUGGGCUUCUUCCGUUUCAUUUGCAAGCUUAUGUUCCUCCGCACCAAGCCAGUCUUUGUCUUCGACGGUGGAACCCCUGCCCUCAAGCGUCGCACUGUCGUCGCCCCCCACCGCCAGCGCGAAAACGCCUAAGCUAA